Messenger RNA from Tupaia belangeri chinensis (Chinese tree shrew), 936 nucleotides. Its product is annotated as olfactory receptor 4F15. The coding region runs from base 1 to 936 and encodes 311 amino acids. Gene Ontology annotation, biological process: G protein-coupled receptor signaling pathway. Gene Ontology annotation, cellular component: membrane. Lineage: Eukaryota; Metazoa; Chordata; Mammalia; Scandentia; Tupaiidae. Gene Ontology annotation, molecular function: olfactory receptor activity; G protein-coupled receptor activity. The record is from RefSeq and is a predicted model, not a curated record. The transcript has a single exon.
AUGGGUGGACUAAACGACUCUGUGGUCACUGAACUUGUGUUACUGGCUCUUUCUUGUUCCAGAGAGAAAAAAAUUUUUCUCAUCUUGAUAUGUACUUUGUUUUAUUUAGGGAUAAUCCUAGGAAACCUUCUCAUUUUGUUUUUGGUAAUUUUUGAUUCUCGUUUACAAUCUCCUAUGUACUUCCUCCUAGCUAACUUGUCACUUAUUGACGUGGGCCUUUCCUCUACAACGAUUCCCAAGAUAAUCACAGAUCUUCUAAAUGAAUACAAUGUCAUUUCUUUCCAAAACUGUAUGACACAGAUAUGCUUCAUCCACAUCAUGGGAGGGGUGGAAAUGGUGUUACUCAUUGCCAUGGCGUUUGACAGAUGUGCAGCAAUCUGUAAGCCUCUUCACUACUUGAAAAUCAUGAACCCUAAAACAUGUCUUUCAUUUGUACUCACUGGUUGGGUAACUGGGGUGAUCCAUGCUAUGUCUCAAUUUGGUUUUGUAAUAAACUUGCCUUUCUGUGGGCCUAAUAAAGUAGACAGCUUUUAUUGUGACUUUCCCAAGAUCAUAAAACUUGCAUGCACAGAUAGCGCCAAGUAUGAGUUUAUAGUUACUGCCAACAGUGGCUUCAUGAGCACGGGCACCUUCAUCCUGCUUAUCCUUUCCUAUGCCUUUAUUUUAAUCACUGUCUGGAAACGUUCUUCAGGAGACUUAUCCAAGGCCUUUGUCACUUUAUCAGCUCACAUCACUGUGGUUUUUUUGUUUUUCACUCCAUGUGUGUUUCUGUAUGCCUGGCCUUCUCCUCCACCAUCACUUGAUAAAAAUCUGUUCAUUGUGGACUUUGCUAUUACUCCUGUUUUGAAUCCUGUCAUCUAUACACUAAGGAACAAAGACAUAAGGGUAGCAAUAAAAAGACUACUCAAAAAGAGACCUUAUUCCAUAUUUUGUUGA